AUGCUCGCCCGCAUGAGUCUGACCAAGCUUGCGCUGCUGGCCAUGGCAGCAACGGACGUCUUUGCCACAUGGCAGCUGAUAGGCUACAAUCGUCACGGCGACGGACAUAAGGUGAUCGAAGAAGGCACGGGCGAAGUAUAUGUCAUGAGGAAGUUGGAAGGUAAUUUCAAGGAAGUGAAAUUCGUAUCAAACGAAGAUCUCAAGGUCGCUUUCUACGAGACCAAGGAAGCGAACCCUGAUAGGCUGGUGCAGUCCAUGAAAGACAACAAGAAGAAGCAACUGCCCGCGACGGCCAAGUGGUAUGAUAUCCUCGAGAACACGGAUGAAUUUGACAGCGACUAA
Molecule: messenger RNA, 342 nt
Organism: Anthostomella pinea
Lineage: Eukaryota; Fungi; Ascomycota; Sordariomycetes; Xylariales; Xylariaceae
Source: the annotation of a GenBank genome assembly